Cannabis sativa is the source of this 1741-nucleotide messenger RNA. Its product is annotated as GCN5-related N-acetyltransferase 1, chloroplastic-like. Gene Ontology annotation, molecular function: N-acetyltransferase activity. Gene Ontology annotation, cellular component: cytoplasm. NCBI's taxonomy places the organism in Eukaryota, Viridiplantae, Streptophyta, Magnoliopsida, Rosales, Cannabaceae. The record is from RefSeq and is a predicted model, not a curated record. The transcript has 2 exons. The coding region runs from base 1 to 744 and encodes 247 amino acids.
AUGAAACUUGCCCCAGCCAAUGCUGUGUGGCGACCCAGAGCUCAUUUUGGCAGUCGUCCAUCUCUUUGUCGCUUUGUGAAAGUCUUUUCUUUUCUUUUUCUCUUUUUCUUUCUUUUCUUCUUCGUCUUCUUCGUUUUCUUCUUCUUCAACCUAACCCCAACCAGCCACCGGAGCACCACCACGACCCCACGGCCAGCCCUUCAUUCCUCCUCCGCCACAUUACUCCGUCCUAAAACCACCGUCGCCGCCGUCACAUCCCAAUCCCAACCCUUCUCCUUCAACAAGAACUACUCCAUCUCCGACAAAGACCUCAACUCCCGAGGGUUCAUCCUCCGCUGUACACCGUCAGAUCUCAACCUCGACAACCUCAACAAAGUCUUCGUCGCCGUCGGAUUCCCCAAACGCGACACAGACAAUAUCAGAAUCGCACUCGAAAACACCGACACACUUCUCUGGAUCGAGUAUGAGAAAACUCAACGACCAGUCGCGUUCGCCAAAGCAACCGGAGACAGAGUUUUCAACGCGAUUAUUUGGGACGUUGUCGUCGAUCCUUCGUUUCAGGGUUUCAGUUUGGGUAAAGCGGUUAUGGAGAGAUUAAUAGAUCAGCUUUUGGAGAAAGGAAUUACGAAUAUUGCUCUGUAUUCUGAACCUCGUGUUCUAGGGUUUUAUAAACCCAUGGGUUUUGUUGCAGAUCUGGAUGGGAUUCGAGGAAUGGUUUAUUCGAGAAAAAACAAAAAGAAGUAAAGAAAAAAAACAAAAUCAUUUUUAUUUUUAUUUGGUCGGAGGUUGUGGUUGGGGUCGUGGGGUCGGGGCUGGAGUGGGGUUAGGGCUGGCCGUGGGGUCGUGGUGGUGCUCCGGUGGCUGGUUGGGGUUGGGUUGAAGAAGAAGAAAACGAAGAAGACGAAGAAGAAAAGAAAGAAAAAGAAAAAAAGAAAAGAAAAAAAAAAGAAAAAGAAAAAGAAAAAAAGAUUUUUUAAAAAAAUUAUUUAUUUAUUUUUAUUUUUAUUUUUUUAAAUUAAAAUAAUAAUACCCACCAAUAAUAUUUCGACACGUGGCAUUUGAAUUAGGUUUAACAGAUCUGUUAACUUGGAGACCAACGGACAAAUAAAAAGUGUGACCUUGAGGACUAUUGCCGCUAUUUUUGGAGCUUGGGGACUAAUCUGCAUCAACGUGAACUUUUUGGGGACUUUUGCCGCAAAUUUCCCAUAAAAAUAAGAUGGAAAAAAUGCUUCUAAUUAUGCUUAUUUGUUUGCUUCUAAUUCUUUUUAAUUUCUAGAUUAUUAGAAUCAAUAAUAUAGGUUAGAAGUAGAGGUGUUUAUUGGACCAUAUUCAAUGUUUUUAGACCUAUUCAAAUUCGAUCCAAUUAUAUAUUGGAUGUUAAAUUUUAUCAUCCGAUCCGAUCUAAUUAAUUUCAGACAUACAAUUGAUCUAAUAUCCAUUAGAUGUUGGAUUUGAUCAGUUUUAUCCAUUAGAUGUAUUUUAUAUAUACUUAUUGGUUUAAUUUGGGCUUAUCCAAUAUUUUAGGCCUAGUAUUUUUUUUAGAUCGGAUCGGAUCCAUCUAAUAUUUUAGGUCCAUUAUGUAUUGGAUCGGAUUGGAUCCAUCCAAUCUAAGAAAAAAGAAUAAAAUGUUAAUGUUAAUUUUCUUGUAUACAAAUAUAUUUUACGUAUAACAAUAUAAAAUCUAAUUACUCAUCCUAUUUUAAUGUUAAUUUUACUGUGGGUUAAAACUUGGUUCAUGCUA